This is a messenger RNA of Caenorhabditis angaria, 2336 nucleotides long. NCBI's taxonomy places the organism in Eukaryota, Metazoa, Nematoda, Chromadorea, Rhabditida, Rhabditidae. The record is from the annotation of a GenBank genome assembly.
AUGCGUAUAUUUUGCGCGCUUUUUUUAUUUGUGAGUCUUUGUCAAACACAUCCAAUUCAAUCAGGUAAAUUUUUAGAAACUAAAACUCUGAUGGCUUUUUUUAAUAAAAAAGUAAAAAGGAUCAGUAUGAAAUGAUCAGAAGAUAUUCCCAAUUUAUAAACUUUUUAUCGAUUAUUCAAUUUUUCAUUCCAGAUUCUGAAAAUGAACCAAUUAUCACCGAAUCUCAACCAAUUGAUUCUACAGUAACCGAAGAAUUAACAGUCCCUCCUCCACGUCAAAUUUCUCCGCAAGUUGACACAUCUGUUGAUACAAAUGGAGAUGGUGAAUUAGAUUUAUCAGAAGUUCAAUAUGCCGCAUUUGUUCAUCAUGGAUUAUCUGGAUCAGUUGUUGAAGAUAUGUUCAAACAAGUUGAUACAAAUAAUGACAAUCUACUCGAUGCUCGUGAAUUUGAUGCAAUUCGAAUGUUGGUUCUUGAAAAAGCUGAAAACGCGGCUCUUCGUUAUCUUCAAAACGUCGAUAUUGAUCGAGAUGGUUUGCUAUCUCUUCAAGAAGCCCAGGCUUAUUUACUAAAAGAAUACGGUAUUGGAAAUCGCGAUGUUGUUCGAUUAUGGAAACUUGUGACUCCAUCAAUUGCAGAGAGAAUGAAUUCGACAUUAUUCAGUAAACUUCGUCGACGAGUUCGAGGAAUGACAAUUCGAUUGGCAAGACAAUUAAUGAAAACAGCUGAUGUGAAUGGAGAUGGACAUAUUUCGGUUGAUGAAGCACAAGCAAUUGCAUUUGAGCAAGAAGGAAUCGGAGCUGGUGAUGUGGCAAGUAUGGUUGGAAGUGUUGAUGAAAACUUGGAUGGAGAGUUAAAUGCACCAGAAUUUGCUGAUUUUGAAAGAAUUGUUAGAGCUAGGGCAAUUGAAAACAGCAAGUGAGUCUUUCAAAAAUAUUUUUAAUGGAAAUGGGAAUUUUUAAUGAAACAACGGAAAUUAAAGAAAAACACGAAAAUCCAAAUCCUAUCCUAUUCUAUGUAAAAAAAUUAUUCCAAAGUUCAGAUCCAAAACAUCUUCUCACUUCUUAUUUCAUCACAUUUUCUUUUUUUUCAGAAAAGCUAUGCGUGUUGUUGACACUGACAAUAGUGGAACUCUAACUCUUGAUGAAGCCAAAAGAGUUGCCUUUGAACAUUAUGGAUUUGAUGAAGAAACUUUGUCACCAUUUUUUGGACAAGCUGAUGAAAAUGAGGAUGGCCAAUUGGAUCCUGUUGAAUUUGCCGGAUUCCGAUCAGUUAUUCGAGCAAGAUCAGUGAAAGAUGCAAUGGAAAAAAUGAAGAAAAUUGAUAAAAAUGGGGAUGGAUUAAUCAGCACAGGAGAAGCAACUGAAUCAACGAGUAAAGAAGAUGAUAUGGAUGAAGCUGAAUCAUUGGCAUUGUUCCAUAUUGCUGAUCAAAAUAAAAGUGGAAAAUUGGACAAAGUUGAACUCGCUGACUUCAACAGAUUAGUUCGACUGAGUUCCAUCAAAUUCGCUACUGAUCAUUUCAAAGAAUUCGAUCUUGAUGGAAAUGAUCUAGUAACAUUCGAAGAAAUUGCGCUACUCAUUGAACAGAAAUACGGUAUUCCAAUGAGUAUUAUUCAAACAUUCUUUGACAAAAUCGAUGUUGAUGGUUCAGCUGAUUUGAAUCCAGCUGAAAUCGUCGAUUUCCGACAUUUGAUUCGAUCCUAUGUCGCUAAACAAAAGGUCUACUACUUGUAAAACAUGACACUCUUUUUGACUCCUAAUAAAUUAUUUUGACAUAAAUAAUUUGAUUUUUUCAGAAGCUUGCACCAACCACGAGCACUACCACGAGCACGAGCACAAUCACCACAGAGAAACCUACCACUACUGAAAAAUUAAGCACAACUGAAAAGUUAACCACCACAAGCAUGAAACCUAGUAGCACUACAGAAGAAAUCGAAAUGAUUCCAAAUGAUGUGAUUGCUCAAGAUAUUAUGCCAAUGAAAUCUAUCCCAAUCACCUCCACUACAACAAAAGUCACAGAACUUCCAACUACAGAAACAUCAACUGAACCUCCCACUACCGAAUUAUCAACCACUACUACUUCCAGCCCCACAACAAGCACUCCAUCAACAAUAAGAACCACAAAACCUGCACCAGUAACUAGAAAACAACCCAAAAGCACAACCACCACUUCUAGCACGAGCACAACAAAAAAAGUUACAGAUGAAGUAUUUGUCGAAGAAAUCAUCUAUGAAGAUGAGAAUGGAAAUCGAAUGAUGCCCAAAAAACGAAAAGCUCAAGAUCAAGAUGUUUCGUAUGAAGAAGUUAUCGAAUAUGUAGAUGAACCAGCAACUUGA